AUGGCGGAAAAUGGCAUGCGUGUUGGAGGCGCCAGCGGUGCUGAAGUUGGCGACUAUAGUAAUGGAAAUCAUGAACACGAGUUAGGUGCGGAAAAUAUUAAGAACACGCCGCGGUUAAACGAGACUGCACAAAAGUAUAUGCAAGAAUUACUUGCUGAACGAGCACGUAUGGAAAAUCACUUUCCUUUAGCAGUAAAGCUGAUCGAUGAGGCACUGGAACGCAUUCAGCUAAAUGGUCGCAUACCUACACGCGAGCAAUAUGCAGAUGUUUAUCAGCAAAGGACUAUUAGACUGUCACAAAAGGUGCAUGUUCCCAUAAAAGAUAAAAAGUUUAAUUACGUUGGGAAAUUGCUUGGACCAAAGGGAAACUCAUUGCGACGGCUGCAGGAGGAAACGCAAUGUAAAAUUGUUAUACUUGGACGUUUCUCGAUGAAAGAUCGUGUACGCGAAGAGGAGUUGCGCAACUCAGCUGAUGCCAAAUAUGCUCAUCUUAAUUUACCAUUACAUGUCGAAGUGUCUACUGUUGCCCCACCAGCUGAAGCAUAUGCACGUAUUGCCUAUGCUUUAGCGGAAAUUCGACGUUAUUUAAUACCAGACAAGCACGAUGACAUACGACAAGAACAAUUUCGUGAGUUAAUGGAAGAUCCUGAAGCUGCUAAGAAAAUCACAACACGCCAACAACAGCAGCAACAACAAAAUAAUGCUCAUUCAGUUGGUGGCAACAACAAUAAUUCUAAUCAUCGGUCAGGUGGUUCAGCUGGAAGCAGCGGCAUGUAUAGGCCUAAAUAUCAACAGCAAUUUAAUUACCAUUAUAAUGAUGAGACUGUUUAUUACCGUUCGCAUAACAACAAUUAUCACCAAYCAAAACCUUAUGUGCCAGCUGCCCAACGUUCAAACUUAAUGCACUCGACAAUGCCACCACAAGCAAUUGCCAAUGCUUCACCAUCGGGUAUGAUGCCAAAUACAUCAAAUUAUAGCGGGCGUGGUUCAGCCAUAAAUAGUGGCAUACCAUCGAAUAACGUAAAUAAUUUACGAUACCGUUCGUCAUUGCCGCCGUAUCAGUUUGUAAAAAAAUAAUGGGAAGAUCUAGCCAUUAAAUGGAUUUCGAAAAGUUUAUUUUUUGUUGCUUCGUUUUCCAUACUUCCUAUGUAUGAAAUUAUGCAUAUGCAUAAACAUAUUGUUUACCCCUUAUAAUGUUAGCAUUACGGCUAACUAAUGUUUCAUUUGUUAACUAGUGUACUGGUUGCGUUAUAUAGGCGUAGUUAUACAUAUAUUAUUAUACAAUACAUAAAUACACCCGCAUACACAUUCUCGACAUUUAUGUAUAACAUACAUACGAACAUCCAUCUAUACAUACACUUUCAUGGUUAAAAAAAAGUUUGGUGUGUACAUAUUGUAGAAAUUCAAUUGUACCGUAUUUGACCUAAUAUAGAUAUUUAUGCGUAGCCUUAACAUAUACUUUUAUAAUAUAUAUACAUACAUACAUCUGUGUAUUUUUUUGAGUUCGUUGAWAGCGUAUAACCUUGUUUUUAUAACAUUUAACUCAAAUAACUCUACACAUUUUCAUAAUGUUUGUCAUAAUACGCGUUGCGGCUGAAAAUAUAAAACAAAAUAUUAAUAUUUUAUGAAACUCUUGAAGAGUGUUAAUAAUCUCACUAUGCAAAUAUUAUACAAUACAUGUUAUUAUUACAUUAUGAAUUGAUAUUCUGCAUUUCCGCUUUGGUUUGCGUUCCUUUAAAAGUGAUAUGCUGCAAGUUGUUAAGGGAGAAAUAAUUGCUAACUAAAAUUGAUAGACCAAAAAAUAACUGCAUUAUUACAAUGUUGUAAUUGGAACUAUCCCCUUGUGGCAUAUCAUUUAAGCAGCAAUGCGAUUCAGCAUACAUACAUAAUUUUUGAAAAAAAAAACUGUAAUUUUUAUUAUCGUUAUUGCUGUAAUACGGCUAUUGACGUACUAUAUUUUUUAAYAUAUAUAUAUAUACAUACUUAUAUUAAUUAACUUUGAAAUUUGUUAUGUUUAUUUAAAAUGAAUAUGAUUUUUAUUCGUUUGUAUUUAUUCAAGUUUAUAAACAAAGCAUAAGUAAAAUAAUAACAACACGUGGCAAUUGGCUUACAAAUAAAGCUGAAAAUACAAAUAUUGAAAAAAA
Molecule: messenger RNA, 2144 nt
Organism: Bactrocera latifrons
Lineage: Eukaryota; Metazoa; Arthropoda; Insecta; Diptera; Tephritidae
Gene: qkr58E-2
Product: KH domain-containing, RNA-binding, signal transduction-associated protein 3
Exons: 5
Coding region: 1-1077 (358 amino acids)
Biological process (GO): regulation of alternative mRNA splicing, via spliceosome
Cellular component (GO): nucleus
Molecular function (GO): mRNA binding
Source: RefSeq, a predicted model, not a curated record